Messenger RNA from Styela clava, 1675 nucleotides. Its product is annotated as carbohydrate sulfotransferase 10-like. NCBI's taxonomy places the organism in Eukaryota, Metazoa, Chordata, Ascidiacea, Stolidobranchia, Styelidae. The record is from RefSeq and is a predicted model, not a curated record. Gene Ontology annotation, cellular component: membrane. Gene Ontology annotation, molecular function: sulfotransferase activity. Gene Ontology annotation, biological process: carbohydrate biosynthetic process.
UUGAGCAAAAUAAUAGAACACGAUCGGUGUGCUGCCUGGUCGUGUUCUAUUACGGGCACUAGGUUAACAAUCUGGGCUACUAGUUGAACACAGUGUUUGUAGUUAUCUUAAAUUGACCAUGUCUGAUAUUUUAACGUUGUGUAUUUUUAGAUAUUUUCCAGAUUUUGUAUACAACAUGCAGUCGUUAAAUAUUUUAAGGGCCUUUUUCCUCGUUGCUCUCGGCAUAGGAACUUUUACAUUUUAUGCGAUCAAACGAUAUACAGUAUUCCAACUUCGUUCUUAUCCUAUCGCCACCAUAGAAGAAGACAACUUAGCGCCAGAGCGUUUUGAUAAAAGACUCAAAUUACUGCAUUCAAGAUGCCCGAAUGAUUAUACGAAGGCAAGAGAAAGGUCCAACUGGGUGCCAAUACCUCACUUUCUCGUAGACCCUCCAAAAAAAUUACUAGUAUGCGUAGUUCCAAAGUCUGGAAGUUCUACGUGGCACGGUAUUGUUUGGGCUUUACGUCGAAAACGAGCUGGACUCGAUGAAGAUCAGAAGUUCUAUAGAUGGAAUGAUACAGUUGAAAAUCAUGCUAUGGCUCGUAAGCUUCCUCCAAAAGUUGGACAAAUGCUAGGCGUCUACCAUGAUGGAGAUGACGACCUAUUUCAAAGUCCGAGGCUGGGACAAAGUCAUCGACUUGUAUUGGCGCGCCAUCCUUUCGCUCGCUUGAUUUCAGGAUGGAAAGACAAAUUCAGCUAUAAUACAGCAUACGGAGAUAGGAUGUUUAAACAUUUUCCAAAACUCAAAGAUUACAAUGUUUCAGUUCCACCGGGAAACUUCACUUUAGCGUUUGAGGAUUUAGCUCGUUAUAUAGCAGAUCACGGUCGGGAUGAGCGAAAAUUGGACUAUCAUUUCAUGCCGGCAACAUCACUAUGCAAGCCUUGCAACUAUGCAUAUACUUAUAUACUAAAAGCAGAAAGCGUUGAUAAAGAUCAGCAAUGGCUGAUGAAUCGGAUAAAUAUGACUGAUCUGAAAGUCGUACGUCGAGGAGUAAAUAAAAAAGGAAGUUUGCUUCAGAUAAAUCCAAGUGACUCUAUCAAAGAAUAUAUGUCGAAACUGGAUCUCGAAGUCGUCAAAAAACUAUACACUGUGUAUGUAAAAGAUUUUGUCUAUUUUGGAUAUACGUUCAGCUUAACUACUAUGAAAUCAGGAGGGUUUGAAUAAACUGAAGCUGAAUUUUUGAGCAUACUUGAAAUUAUAUAGAAUUGCUGUUGCGAAUUCGCUAAAAUCUAGCUAGCAACUGAAUUUAAAAAAGUUUGGAUGGAAAUUUCAAAAGAGCCCGAUUCGUGCUGAGUGCUAUAUAUAUCUGGAUAUAUCCAUGCAAAAGAAAUGUCAGUGAUUUGAAUGCUGGAGCUAGAAUCAAGCUUACAUGACAUGUUUAAUCUCUAUAUUUAUGUUUGAACAAAAAAUUUUUAACCGCGAUCAAAAAUACCCUCAAGACCCUAAUUAACCAUUAUAAUUUUCGGACUGACUGAGAAUUAAAACCACGACCCCAUUAAAUUUGCCAAUGAUAUCAAACAAACAGUCGACCGCAACCUAUCAAGCAAAAUUUUAGUAAACAUUUUUUUUUAUUUUGUGAUUUUAUUAAACAAUCUCAAAGAUUUAAAAUAAAAUGCGUUGCAGUUUGCUACAGAA